Plenodomus lingam JN3 is the source of this 2388-nucleotide messenger RNA. NCBI's taxonomy places the organism in Eukaryota, Fungi, Ascomycota, Dothideomycetes, Pleosporales, Leptosphaeriaceae. The record is from RefSeq and is a predicted model, not a curated record.
AUGGGUCGCGCAAAGGAGGAUGUUAAGAAGUUCAAGGCUAAUGGGCGGAAUAGCUGGGUUAUGCUCGCUGAGAGCGGCGGGUAUACACCUUUACCGGGCGAACAAACGUUGUAUCAGUCUCCUCCACGGACUACGCUUUCGCUGCAGACGAGCCAUGGACAUGCGCCUGCUGAGUCGUAUUCACAGCAAUGCAAGUCGGGUGUCAUCUAUCUUACCAAUCGACGGGCUAACAAGAGCGUUCAGUUAAUCUACCUCCCCAUCUCCCCAACCCCAACCCUACAAUCCUUUGCCGUCCCCAUCCUCAACGUCAUAGACUCCCGUGUCACCGCGCCCUGGUUCGGUGCGAACAAAUGGGAAGCCGUCGUCCAGCCCGUACCCGGCGGCGGUAUCCCUCCCCAGCACGCCGAACUAGAACUCGUCAUGGAGUUCAAAGAAGGCGGCGCCUUCGACUUUGCCAGUAUCUUUGAGCGGCUCAAGGAGCGCCUGCGACAAGCCGUCGACGUGGCGCGCGAAACCGGCGCACACGUCGUCGACAGCCGUACUGGCACCGCCGCCCCCCUCGACAUGAACACCGUGCAUCUGGAUGACCUGCCAGCCUACGAGGACAGCGGCCGCCACGAGAGAGUAUCGGUAGCGGAUGCACCGGACCCGCCCGUUCUCGCAGCGCCUGUGCCCCAGAGUCCCGCUGUGCGCCAUGCGAGUGUAGAGAGGAGUCCUCCCAGGCAAGACCGGUUUCAAGCGCCAGCGCCGCCGAAUGAGGCGCCGCCGGGGUACGAGGAGGUGCAGCGGGGGAGCAUCGCGGAUGAGCUGGAGAGGCAGAUGCGGGAUUCGAGGACGAGGGGAGACGAGGACGAGGAGGGAGAGGCCAGCCCCAGCCAUCCUGGGGCCGGACAGACUAGUGCAAAAGAGGAAAUUGCCUCGGUUAAAAGGCUAGUGGCGUGGGUACAUCAGCUGUCGACCUCGAGCGCCGCCCUCUGUUUGUGUCUUUCUUCCAUCACUGUACUUUUUGCGUUUUGGCUUUCUGCUUGCACUCUUGUGGUAGAGAAGUGGAUAUCAUGGCUAACCAGGCACCGAGUAAAGGAAUGCAUGGAUGGAGAAGAAGCUGACGAACUAUACACAGUCCAAGAGCGUCUUACGCAGGUCGAGGCGCAUUUGACCGGAAGCAGUGCAAAGUCGGGUGCUGGCAUCAAGGGCAAGGCGGGCAUGCUGGAGAAGCAUGAUGAUGAUGUCGUCGUAACCUGCGCUCUUCGCACGCCCUUCACCAAGGGUGGCAAAGGUGGUUUCAAAGACACGCAGGCCUCGGAUCUCCUUCACGGCGCCUUCAAAGCCCUCAUCCAGCGAUCCGGCAUCGACCCCAGCCUCGUCGAAGACAUUGCUGUCGGCGCUGUCCUCGCCCCAGGCGGAGGCGCUACGGAAUUCCGCGCUGCUGCCCUCGCCGCCGGCUUCCCCGUCACCACCGCCGUCAAGUCGUUGAACCGACAAUGCUCGAGCGGUCUCCAAGCCUGUGUCGACAUUGCCAACGCCAUCAAGAGCGGCAUGAUCGAGGUCGGCAUCGGUGCUGGCGCAGAAAGCAUGUCGACACAGUACGGCCCCAACGCAGUGAGCGAGUUCAGCGAACUGCUCGACUCGCAUCCCGAGGCCAAGAACUGCAAGGUCCCCAUGGGCGUGCUCUCGGAGCAAAUGGCAAAGGCCAAAGGCAUUCCCCGCUCCGAGCAGGACAAGUUUGCCGCCUCAUCCUUCCAAAAGGCGGUCGCGGCGCAAAAGCAAGGCCUCUUUGACGAGGAAAUCGCUCCCCUGACCGUCAAAUGGACAGACCCCAAGACUGACGAAACAAAAACAAUCACCGUCUCCCAAGACGACGGCAUCCGCCCCAACAUCACCGCAGAAUCCCUCUCCAAGAUCCGCCCCGCCUUCAGCAAAGACGGCUCCAUUCACGCGGGCAACGCCUCGCAAAUCUCGGAUGGCGCUGCCGCCGUCCUCCUCAUGAAGCGCAGCACAGCCCGCCGCCUCGGCCAACCCAUCAUCGGCAAGUUUGUCCAGGCCUCGAUCGUCGGCGUCCCACCUCUGCUCAUGGGCGUGGGCCCCGCCGCCGCCAUCCCCGUCGUGCUCGAGAAGACGGGCCUGUCAAAGGCGGACGUUGAUAUUUUUGAAAUCAACGAGGCAUUUGCGAGUCAAUGUCUCUACUGCAUCAAUGAGCUGGGCAUCGAGCAGGAGAAGAUUAAUCCAAAGGGUGGCGCGAUUGCGUUUGGGCAUCCGUUGGGGGUGACGGGGGCGAGACAGGUGAGCACGCUGUUGACGGAGUUGAAGAGGAGGGGGGAGAAGGUCGGGGUGACGAGCAUGUGUAUUGGGACUGGCAUGGGCAUGGCUGCUGUUUGGGUAGCAGAAUAG